AUGGCAUCUACAACAUGCUCAGCCACUAGCUCUCUGCGCAUUCUCGCCGCACUUCUCUUCAUCCCGGCAUUUCCUCUGUGUCUCGUCCAUGGCAUUCUUAAGCACCAUCCCGUUCCGGCUUUGGGUCUCCUGCCCCAGUUCUUUUCUAUUGUAGCGGCUGCUGUUGUAUUAGGCUUCCAUCGCAAGAGAGAUGAUGGCGAGCACGGCGUGGAAGGGACCGACCAGCCGCCACGUGAGAAUACCCUUCGGGAUAUCAUUGUCCACCCGGUAACCGUGUUCUGCUACGACGUAGCCCUAGCGUCUGGCUAUAUGAUUGUCUUGGUCUUUACUUGGAUUACGACGGAAGGACCCUCAGGGCUCAGCAUGUUGGCUGCGUAUGCUACAAUCCCGCUGCUGGCAAACUUACAUGGAAGCCUCAUCCACCUGUUUCUUGCCCUCCAAGCCGUCUAUCAUGGGCUGGCCAUUCACAGCCUCGUCCAAUGGGUCGCUUGGCGUGCUGUGCCGCCAAACUGCCCCAACUGCAAUGUUCGCCUGCGCACAUCAUUUCCCGAUUUCCCGUGGCUCAAGUACCUCCAGGGCCGUAGAGACGGGUACACCGCCAUCCCUGCUAUGGAACAGGAUCGGUAUCGCGACGAUGCUGGCGAAGAGGACGGUAUCGCUCCGCGGGAGCCUGAAGCUGUUGACAUCAUUUCCAAGAAUCGCAAAGGGAAGGGGACGGACUUUGGGCAUGACUCCACUUGGGAAAGCUAA
This is a messenger RNA of Metarhizium acridum CQMa 102, 750 nucleotides long. The record is from RefSeq and is a predicted model, not a curated record. NCBI's taxonomy places the organism in Eukaryota, Fungi, Ascomycota, Sordariomycetes, Hypocreales, Clavicipitaceae.